GAGCGUCCCGGUGCUGCCACCUACUGGUGUAUUUUGGAGCUGCAGCUGUGGCUCUUGGUGCUGCUGUGCUCUCAGUUGUCGCUGUGCAGUGGAGGCGUUUUUUUCUGUGUGCUAACAACCGCAAGAAAUGGUGAGUGAGGAAAACAGAUAGAGCUGAAAAAGUAACGGCCUGUUGACUGACCAGAUCUGUAUUCAGUUUGUCUCUCAGUUCCUCUCGGAGUGUCUGAAUGUGAGCUGACUGCAGCUGAAAGCAGUUUGUCGCAGAAACGAACAUCUAAAAGCAUGUCUUUGUUUAGCUAACCUAUUGCUAUCGUGUGUUAGCCUCGAAACGCUGGUUAACGUCAAUAGACUCGGAAACGAUUUCUUGACUUAGAGUUACUUUACCAUCAUAAGAGGCAUAUGUUGUCACGGGAGAAUCCAGAGGAAAGGGGCAGAUAAAUUAACAUUGAUCUGGAUUGGUGACAACUCAACCUAGGAAACUUUGUUUUUGAUCAAAUGGUGGGGUAGCCGUGAAGGAGCUAACUAGCUAAAGUUGCCUGUGGAUGCGUCGGCUCGGCUAGCGCUUCAAUUUGGGACAAAACUUGGGAGACAUUGACGGGUAAACGCCACAAUUUUAGCGUGUGGUUAAUUCACAUUCCAGUAUUUGUCGUAAACGUCCAUAUGCCGCUUAGUGAGCUGACAUUUCGUUUGAGGCAGCCUAAGAACUGUUAGCGUCAUUGCGAGUUAAGCUAGCUGAUCAUGACGCUGCCCCGCAGCUGCCGCACUGAGGCUCUUUAAAGUCCGGGUGGAGGGACAGCUGUGAGCUAAUAGACCAGCUUUCUUAUCCUUUUACCUGCUGGACUUGUUUAACCUAAAACCAUUGCCGGCUCCAAUAACACUGCUGACACACAGCUGAGCCCUGUCACACCGUCAUCCUUCAUGGUUACAUCCUUCUGUAUCAUGAGUCAAGUCUUUGCUCAGAAAUACGUGUCUCUUAAUAUUAACGUGUUGUUGUGGGUGUUAUACCAUUUAUGGUUUUUUUCUUUACAUAAGUUAACCCCCCCAGUAGCUGGAAAGUGACAAAACGUACUUAAGCGAUGCUGACAUGUAGUUACUGUAAGUCUUGUUUUUGCUCAAGUCCUCUUUUUUUCUGUACAGCUCAUGUUUUCUAUGAUUGGCACUUGAUACAUUCUGUGGGCAUAUGAAGAUUGCAUAGCUCACCCGGGGGAUACGUUUUUUUAGCUUAGUGCCAUCACAGCAACACUCGGCGACUCUCCCGUCAAAUGCGUACAAUGCUACUGCGCAAGUGGUGGAGUGUGUACAAUGCUAUUUCGCAAUGUUGGUUUCAGGAAAUGAAGAAAAAAUCGCAGAAAUACUGAGAGCUUUUUGGUUUCAAAUCCGUAUUGUGGCGGAAGGUGGAACCAAGUUGUCCAUAGUGUAUACAGUCUAUGGUGAAACAUCAUAAAUGAUAUAUUGAACAUAAAAUGUCCCCCAAUGAGAGCAGCCCUGUUAGACUUACCUGACUAACUUUUACUUUUCUCCUUUCACCUGAUCUCACCUAGGAUGUGUUUCUAAUGAUCAGACGUCAUAAGACGACCAUCUUUACUGAUGCCAAAGAGUCUACCACAGUCUACGAACUGAAGCGCAUUGUGGAAGGUAUUUUAAAGAGGCCACCAGAAGAUCAGAGGCUUUAUAAGGUAAUUCAGAUGGAAACAUUGCUCAGGUUUUAUCUUCUCUGUAUGUGUUACCCCAACAACUUUACAAUUUUAAGUGUAAUAACGUGACAACAAGGUUAUGGAACAUAUAGAAUAAAUACACGUUUGAGAAUUCAAGCACCAAAUUUAAAUUUGUGUUGAAGCACAUGGAAAUUAAGGGUUAGAGUGGUGGGCAUGAAGCAUGGAUUAAAGUUUACUUCAGCAAGUAGUCAGUUAUUAGUUAAAUAAUUCAGCAAGAGUUUUGGAUCCUUACACAGAUUAAGAUGAGCAAGUCAAAGGCAUCAUGACAUAUUUAUAUCAGAAUUCUAAUUUGGCAUUUUAUUUGAUGUUUUAUCCACCAAAUGAUUUACCAAAAGUAGUCAGUUUUUUAACCAAUACUGAAUAUAAUGGAAUUCAAAUCAAUAAGAGAGGCCACAUUAUAGCAUUAUUGCAUUUCAAUUUAUGUGAUUUAAUCUGGUUGAGUUGAAUGUUCACUUUAUUGAUAAACUAAACAAACAGACCUUGCUGAUUGUUUCAUCUAUGACACAUUUGUUUUAAUUGAUGUAGCAACAAAAAAAUCACAAAAUCUAUAGAGGAUCUGAUCCAUGUCUACAUCCCUUGCAGAUUGUUGAAAACAGUUGAACAAUUUUGAGUUAUUUCUAAUCGACAAUGUACAUGUAAUGGAUGAACAGCUGACCUUGCCUUAUCUUCGCAUUUACUCAUCUUAACUUAAUGUUUUUGUUUUUUUCAUAUAUCUUCAUCAGGAUGACGUGAUGCUCAAUGAUCAACAAACUCUUGGAAAUUGUGGUUUCACAAAUCAAACAGCUCGACCUCAGGCCCCAGCCACAGUGGGAUUAGCUUUCCGUUUGAGUGGUAGGUACUCCAGUCUUAAUCCAUCUGCAUAUCAGACAUUUAUCUUUUGGUUAAAAUCAACCAUGUUUGUUGAGCUUAAUUAAUUCUGAUUUUCUUCAGUGAUCUAACUUACUUUUGAUUCAUCAUCACCUGUGUCUGUUGUGGCUUUCUCUCUCUGUCUCUCUCUCCGUUGUGUCCCAGAUGAUUCAUUUGAGCAGCUGAGGAUUGAGCCCUUCUCAACUCCCCCAGAACUUCCUGACGUCAUGAAGCCCCAGGACUCAGGCAGCACAGCCAACGAACAGGCUGUUCAGUGAGGGAGGGGUCAGGGACAGCGGAGGGACACACAGGGGGUUCGAAGGGAGGAUGCACGGGGGUGGGAGGGGUUGAUUUUUUUGAGAAGUGAUGCCUCAGCGCUUGAGUUUUACCUUGUGGACAACAGACCCUCAGCUGAGCAUAAACAGUUACAAAGACAGAUUCCCCUUGUUGUAAAUUUGAGGGUGGAUGUUUCAAAGUGGCUUCAAAGUUUGUCCUGAAAUCAGUGAACGCAUGCUAGAUAAAUCGAUAAUUUCACACAAGACCCUUCAGAGAUACCUGAUGGACUUGUCACGACACUGUCAGUCAUCCAUGGGAUUGGUAAAGGCUGAACAUAAAGAAUUGUACCUCGUAUUUAAUUAAUCCUAGUCUUUUGGGGGGGGUAAGGUUAUGCUGCCUUACUUGUUUUUUUAUUUUGCUGGCUUAAAUGUGGGAGUUAAGAAGGUGUGACAUUUUUAGGCUUUUAUGUUUGUGUGUUACUUUAUUAAACUAUUGCUAGGAUUUAACAUGUUUUUGGUCUUUGGCCUGAAUAUGUGUUGCAAUGAUAGCUAGGAUUUCGUGAAUUUCUAAGUUACUAUCUGUGUUUCAAAAACUUUUGAACAAUAUGAAUCUGAUAAUAAAAGAAGAUUCAAAUGUUGGCAGAAGAUCCGGCAUUAAGAUGAGCAUUUCUUGAUAUUUUACUUAUAAGUAGUUGUAGUUUUCAUACUGUAGUCACCCACAGAUGUUUUUGAGACUGAAUGUGCUCAGUCGUGGGUAUCUACAAAACAAUGUGUGGACCUGGUGUUCAAAUAAAGUGAUCCACAGGUGUAAAUCAGCAAUCAAAAUAAAUUGAUAACAUAGAAAAUAUUUUAUUUUCAUUAUUAUUAUUAUUUUUACCUUACGGCUAAAAAAGGCAGGGACUAAGCAACCUGCCUCUCCAGUGUUGGAUUGUAGCCCAUGAUAUCUUGGAGGUGCUGAAGUGUAGUAAACCUUAAAUCAUUUUAGGUGAAAUAAGUAGUUUGUCAUGUGAUGAGUUGUUUUUGUUUGUCUGUGUGAGUGCUGGGCUACACAUUUGACUUUCCACGGUCCCUCAAUCAUUGCUCUUUUAGGUUUUCUUCAUCAAGCAGCUGUGUUGUAUUAUACACCAUGAAUACCUUAAUGCACAUUGUUUUCCUAAAACUUAUGCUUGAUCAAAAGAAAACUCUUUCCCACAUUAAAAUAUCCAAUUCUAUAACACCUGUUCUCACUGUCAGGAAAACUAUGAUUUAAACAGAAAACCCUUUUAAUAAUUACAAAGUAUAUCCUGACCUGGAGGUGUUGAGUGAGAAAGUUGACAUAAAUGCAUUAAAUAUUGAGGCUGUUAAACAGUGGGACAUGAUCAAAGUUGCACUUGUAACUGAUUUAACAUUAAAACAACUGUUUUUCACCUGUG
Xyrichtys novacula (pearly razorfish) is the source of this 4248-nucleotide messenger RNA. The record is from the annotation of a GenBank genome assembly. NCBI's taxonomy places the organism in Eukaryota, Metazoa, Chordata, Actinopteri, Labriformes, Labridae.